AUGUUUAAGCUGUCGGAAUUAGUCAAGUGGCUGGGACUGACAGAAUUUGAGAUAUUCACAAACCUUGUAGCAGUCCUUGUCUUCACAAUCCUCCUCUCACUUCGGGUUUCCAGCUAUUUCAGUGCUGAAUAUCUCGAUUGGUUUAUCAUCUUCUCGCCACUGUUCUGCGGAGAUGCCUGCAAUGCCUACUUCUGCCUGAUUGUCUGCAUUCGGAUGUACCUCAACAACGAUCAGAUCAAGCGUCGGGCAUUCCACAGACUUCUCUGGAGCGCCAAUUACAUCGUCCUCACGGCUGUCUUCAAAUAUCUCCUCUGUCUCAAAAUUUCCGGACAAAUCGGCCUGGAAUUCAGUGAAGUCUUCUCUCCCAUCUUCAUUCUCCUCCAGCUGAUUGCCGUGCGAGCGUGCCAACUUCCCAAUUCGAGCUAAACACAAAAUAGAAAAACUACCCUGCAAAUCCGUCUUGAGAAAAUGUUCUGUAUUUCAGUUAUCGCAAAAAUUUGUAACAAGAAUCGAAGGUUUUCUCAAAUAAAAAAUAGAAGAAAUAGGAAGAAUUCA
This is a messenger RNA of Phlebotomus papatasi, 555 nucleotides long. RefSeq names its product transmembrane protein 203. The transcript has a single exon. Lineage: Eukaryota; Metazoa; Arthropoda; Insecta; Diptera; Psychodidae. Gene Ontology annotation, cellular component: endoplasmic reticulum. The record is from RefSeq and is a predicted model, not a curated record. The coding region runs from base 1 to 426 and encodes 141 amino acids. Gene Ontology annotation, biological process: intracellular calcium ion homeostasis.